Pseudo-nitzschia multistriata is the source of this 2015-nucleotide messenger RNA. NCBI's taxonomy places the organism in Eukaryota, Bacillariophyta, Bacillariophyceae, Bacillariales, Bacillariaceae. The record is from the annotation of a GenBank genome assembly.
GUCAUCAAUCAUCAACAUCGUCCCCCGCAUGGAUUGAUUUCUCCAUAUCAAUUUCAUCGACAAAACAGACAGCAAGCCACCUAAAAACUUCCUAUCUACUGAAGAUUCAUUAGUGAUCAUGCAGAUGCAAGAUUCCCAGCUUAGGAAUUGUUUGCGACAAGCAUUUUUUGCUCCUCGGCUGCUGCUUCUCGUGCUACUAAUAUGUGGUAUUGUUUCCAGCACGAACGCAAAACCAGGCCCGAAUUCAAUGUUGUUGCGGGUAAGAUUGGCUGAUGGUUCAAUGGAACGAGUCCAAGUCGAGGAAGGAAAGGAAGAUACGUUGACACUAGAAGAUGUUCUGAAACCAUUUGGUGUCUCCGAUGAUGCAUCCAUCACCAUUGGUACGAGUAAGGAAACUGCGAUUAGGGAUUCUUUCUUAGCGAAUCUUGGCGUUCGAAACGGAAGCAUGAUUACGGUCAUGGCUCCCAAAGAGAAAGAAUCUGGGAAUGGUACUACCAAACCAACCAGUAGAUUUGCUAGUCGCAAAGCUAGUGCGUCCAAGGUUGGAGGAUGGAACCCCUACCCAGAUCUUGCCAAGGACUACGACUCGGUGGUUAUUGAAGCUCAAAAGAGACGUGCCUCUCGACAGAGCAUGUCAUAUGAUGCUAUUUCCAAACUCCAAUCGUCUCUUCACGUCGUCGAUCCACAAAAAGAAGGGCCACUGCUACGGGUUUAUAUGUGUAGGGUUUCGGCGGAAAGAUUUUAUUCCAACGGAGUUGUCACAGCAUCCAAAUCGAAAAAGAAACAGCAAGGCCCAACAUAUAACUGCCGGGCCGGAUUGUUGCUGGGGACAAUCCAAAAGGAACGUGUCGACCAACGGCCCAAAAAGGCGAGGACCUCGCUUUCGAGUCAAACGGCUGAUUCAGAAUACUGCAAGGUUGCCAAGAUCCAGGCUAUAUGGGAGCCACCAGGACAGAAACCUUCAUCUGAUAAGCUUUAUGAUGCCAAACUAGCUGCGUCUCUAUUGGAUAGCAGCAAAAAGCGGAUGAAAACCAUUGCCAACCAUUUAGGUUUGGUGCCGGUGGGUUGGAUUUUUUCGUAUCAAGACGAUCGAUUAAAAGAGGAGAACUCCUUUUCAACAGAAGGCCCUCAAGCUCUGUUUGGUUUGGAUGUAACUAUCGGUGCAAAGCUAAAGAUUCAAAAUAUGGAGGACCGCCGGGCUAUCAAAGAAGAUGAUGUGGAUCUCCAGGGGGACCGAUUCGUCACGCUGGCGAUGGACGCCACUUCCGGCGCUACCGAGGCCUUCCAACUGAGCGACGUCUGUGUCCAAAUGGUUCACGAGGACAUGUUUCAAAAGCUGACAGAAACUGACGGUACGUCGGAAAUAACGAAUCCACCUAUCGUCCCCGUGCGCCAUGCAGUUUUGGUCGAUGGCCGGGAAACCAAGCUUCUCGAUUCUGUCCUUUGUUUGGUCAAUACUGCUCUCUUGAGUCACGUCGGGAGCUACAGUGGACACGUCACAGGCAGCUCCGUUUCCGUAAAAAAGAUUAAUGGCUCUCUUACCAACAAGACUAAAAAAUUGUUGCUCAAGGCCCUCGAGUCGUCGGAUGCGAACGACUUUUUGCAAGAAAUUUGCGACUUCAAUAUCUUGAUGGCUCUGGACCAGUUGCUAUCUCAAUCGCAAGUCAAGUCCUCGAAUAACGAUGACCAUGAAGCUGAUAUGGAAAUCCUGUGCGGCCUCGUUCGAAAAUGGGCCCGAGGGCAAAAGAAAGGGACUGCGAUCGAUCCGAAAUUCAAACGAAAACUACAGACGUAUUUGAGUACAUAGUUCAAGUUAUCUUCUGGGAAAAGGAAUUGAUUUUUUAGGCAAAUUAAAUGAUAAGCAUUACAAAAUUCUUUGGACUACAGAAACCAAAGUCUAUAAAGUCUCACAUCUUCCAUCCCCUGGCCGAAAGCAUUACUACCAUCAAAACAAUGACGUGUAGCUUGAGUAUUGGAAGAUUCAUGAUUAUCACUACACACUUAAAGCGAACAAU